Colletotrichum costaricense is the source of this 369-nucleotide messenger RNA. RefSeq lists its product as uncharacterized. The transcript has a single exon. The record is from RefSeq and is a predicted model, not a curated record. The coding region runs from base 1 to 369 and encodes 122 amino acids. NCBI's taxonomy places the organism in Eukaryota, Fungi, Ascomycota, Sordariomycetes, Glomerellales, Glomerellaceae.
AUGCCGCCGCCGCCUCCUCCGCCGCCGCCCGCCCGCCUGUCUAUUCCUUCUUGCCCUGGCGGGCCGUUCCAAGCCCCAAAUUCUCAGAAGCAAGAACUCAUCUCAGCUCAAACGAGAUUUGUGCAUCUCCUAUUCGACCUUAUUUUGAUGCCUAAAGGCAGGCUUGUCGCGAUCAACCCUCCAACCCCGACCUCUUUCCAUAAUCAGAUGGAUUCGAUAGACGUUAAACCAGACAUCGUUAGGGACGCCUACAACCUACCAACGUCUUCCCUACCAGUUAGGACCCGUCCUAUUUCCAUCGCGGCUGUGUCGGACAUGGGGGGAGGGGUGAAGGCGGAGUCAGCUACACCACACACUACACCACAGUGA